AUGUUCUCCGCCGCCGUCCUCUUUCCUGCUCCGGCCCCUCUCCUGCGUUUCCUCUCUCUUGCAGGGGCUGCACGUCUGCGGCCGCCGCAACCCUUCCCGCCGCCGAGCUCCGCCACUCGCCGGGCCGCCACCGCAGACAGCGGGUGCCGGGUUCUCGCCAUGGCCUCCUCCUCCUCCUCCGCCGCCGGGACGCCGCCGCCCCACAGGCACAUCAACCGCCUCGCCUCUGAGCAUAGCCCGUACCUGCUCCAGCACGCUCACAAUCCGGUGCAUUAGUCAUCCCCUGUUCUUGUUUCCGGUUGACCGUGCCUGCACACAUAGUGGGGCCGUCUCGUUUUGACAGAAUGGAUUGCUCGGACAAAUGGUGCUCUCAUGUUUUUUCGGUCCUCUUGGGGAGGUCUUAUCUUCGAACGGAACUGGUUGACAGCAGCUUUUCCAAGUUGUUGAAGUUAUUCCUGGGCAAUACCUGGGUCUAUGAAAUCAUUCUUAACCCUGUUGUUGCUUAAGAGGUUGCACGCUUCCUUUAGCAAUCCUCGAUAAAUUCCUUUAAUAAAUUCACUGCGUUGCCUUCACCUGGCAUCUGGCCACCGAGUGCAUAGUUAUUUUUUUCAGCAGUCAACCAAUAUUUAAAUUAUCUCUGAGGAUUGAUCUCCUUGUCAGUAUGGAGAUUAAUGUCCUGCAUUUUCGCUGAAGGUUGAUUGGUACCCAUGGGGGGAAGAAGCUUUCAAGAGAGCUCGUGAAAGAGAUGUUCCCAUCUUUCUAUCAAGUGAGUAUCCUUCUUUUUCAUCAUUUUAUCAAAUCAUAGAUUCAUGUGCUGGUGAGAAUAAUCUCUUUUUGCUCUUAUAUUUCUACUGAAAUGCAUUUUAUUUUCCCCUCUUCUGCUUAUUUGUUUUAACUUCACGCUCUCCAUUGGAAGUUGGCUACAGCACGUGUCAUUGGUCAGUAUAUUAUCCUAUCCAGUUUCCACUCAUGUUCAAAUUUAUUGUUCAUCUCGUCAUCAUUUAAAUAAGAGAAUUGACUUUUACCGCUGGCCGUAUUUUAUGUUCAAAUUCAUAUCUAUUGAGCUUAUGAAGGGUAAAGAGCAAAAUGACAAGGAAAAUGUAGAGAGGUUCUUAAAAUUCUGCAUAGAGAAUUAAAAAUAAUGAAAAUUACCGCUGAGAGUUCUUAUUUCGAUCAUAUAUGAUCUAGUGAAGGAUAAAUGAUAAAAUGUUCAGAAAAAAAUUAUAAUUUUUUUGUCUUCGUAAACUGCUCAAAACUGUGUUGAUAAUUAAAAAGUGCCUGUGAGAAUUUUUAUUACAUUCUUAUUUCAUGAGGUUAUGAAAUGGUAAAACGAUAAUAAGCAUGCAUACUUUAAUGAACACGCAAAACAAUUUUUCAGGAUCUUGCAUGUUAAAUAUAACCCAUUAUACUAAGAUUUUUUAUUUCAUUCAUAUGUCAUGAAAUCACCGAGGUUAAGCAGUAUAAUUAAAAGAAGCAUGCAUGCUUCAGAGAACACGUACGGAAAUUUAGAAUCUUGCAUAUAUUAUGAAAUAUUUUCUCGUAAUAUUUUCACUCCUUACAGAAAACAUAGCCUGCCGUAAAAUAUUUAUGAAUAUGCAGGAUGAGGACCUUUUUUUUCUUCUGAUAUGUUAGUUACUGGUCACUUCCAGUUGAAGACAUAAGAUCAUUCUGUUUGCUCACUUAUUUAUCUCGUAGGUGUCAUGUGAUGGAGGUGGAAUCGUUUGAAAAUGAAGAAGUUGCCAAACUUCUGAAUGAUGGGUUUGUUAGUAUCAAGGUGAGGUGCUUAUAUUCUAGAAACAAAUGAUAUCCCUAAAGUAGCUGGAAGAGUUAUUACCGUGGUCACACUUCUCAUUUAUGUCCACACUGAGUUGAUGCAAUCUUCAUUUCUGUCAUAGAAUGAUGGAUAUAAUUUAUGACUUAUGCAAUUAUUAGCUUCUAACCUUCUUUUAACGUGACAGGUGGAUCGUGAGGAACGACCUGAUGUUGACAAGGUGAUUGCUGCGUCUCAAUGUAUUUUUAAUUUGAACUGAAUAUAUGACAUUGAUCAAGCACCAAUAAUAAGACUGUCUCAUGUCCUACUCUCUUGCAUCAGGCCCCUACCAACCUUUUUAUCUAGUGGAAUUUUAUAAUGAAAAUGAAUGCAACUAUUAGUGGAAUUUUAUAAUGUAUAGCAUAAUAAAUGAAUGAAAAAAAAUAGAAAUCCUUCGUUCAAUAACUCUCUUUUCCUGUAGGUAUACAUGACAUAUGUACAAGCGAUGUAUGGUGGAGGAGGUUGGCCCUUGAGUGUUUUCCUUUCUCCUAAUCUAAAGCCUUUUAUGGGCGGAACCUAUUUCCCACCUGAUGACAAGUAUGGGCGACCUGGUUUCAUGACAGUUCUCAGGCAGGUGACUCAUUAAAACUUGAUCCAAUUAUGACAUUUACCAUACUGUUUCAUUUUGUCAAAAUUUCUCCCCAUUUCCUUUUCAGAAAGGUAAGGGAUGCAUGGGAAACUAAGAAGGACAUGCUUGAGGAUGGAGGAUCCCGUGCAAUUGAACAGAUUUCUGAGGCAUUGUCAACCGCAGCUGCCUCUCGUCGAUUAUCUGAAGAGACUUUGCACAGUUCAUUACGAAAUUGUUAUGAGGAGGCAAGUUUUAGCGACAGAGUUGUAAUCAAAUUUUGUAUUUAUUUUACUUAUCUGGUGCUACUAGUUGCAUUGUAUGUUGAUUUCGGCUAAUGACAUGGAAUCGGUUGUGCUGCUCAUCAGGUCUUUCAUGAAAAAGCUGUCAUUUAUCCUGUAUAAAUCUGAGAAAAUACUAUAGAGAUAUGGAAAGCCUUUUGUAUCUUACUAAGUGGAUGUGCAUGACAAGUUAUCUAACUAUUUUUUCUUCUUUUUUUUUUAAAUCUACUUCUUUAGUGCAAUUGAAAAUGUUGUUUACGAUGUUAUCUUUAAUUAGGGAUGAUGGAAGAUUUGAUUUUUCAUUUGUAGAGGUGUUGUAGGAGGAAUUUUUUAUAUGAAUAUCCCUCACCUUCUUUUGUCUGUUGAGGGGAACAAAUAUUGGGAUUCCUUGUCAGGCAUAUAUAAAUACAUGUUCACACUUAUCGAUAUCUUUUUGUAUGUGCGUAUGUAUAUCUGCUAUCUAUAUUUGCAUGUAUAUCAUAUAGUCACAAAAUUUUAACUGUUUUGCUAUUUCAUGAGCCUAUUUUGCCAUGUUAUUUGAUUUAAUCAUUUUCUAUGCAACUGACUCCAAGUUAUGGCGAUUGCAAUAAUCUUUAGCUCGCAGACAGCUACGACCCAGAGUUUGGUGGAUUUGGAUCAGCCCCAAAGUUUCCUAGGCCUGUUGAAAUACAUCUAAUGCUUUAUUGGGCAAGGAAGCUUGAGGAUAUAGGGAAGGAGAGUGAAGCUAGCAAGCCAGAGAAUAUGGCUUCCUAUACCUUAAGAUGCAUGGCAAGGGGUGGUAUCCAUGAUCACGUUGGCGGCGGAUUUCACAGAUAUAGUGUUGAUGAAUGCUGGCAUGGUGAGUCUCUAUAGCCACCACCAAAAAAAAGUUAUUGACAGAGACUUCUGUAGGUUUUACUUAAUUUUUAAAAAUUUCUGGUCUAAUCAGAAUUGUCUUUGGGAAAAAAAUUCUUGUAUAAUCUGAAUAAUAUUGUUAUUCAAGACUGUAGUUUAUGAAGAAAAAGGUCAAGAAACGUAUUACCAUCAAAUUAAGGAAUUUUACGUUGUCAUUUCCUGAUUCCACAAGUUUAUUUUCUACUCGAUGAGCCCAAAUUUUAAAAUAUGAUUUGGGUAAAAGUAGAAACACGGAUAUGCAAUGUUCUUAUGAUUUUUGUGAAUUAUAUUCGCUUGUUUGGACUAACUUUCUCUUACAUCUACCGAUGGCACGUGUGAAUUUUUAGCUACUCCAGUUACCACCGACAAUGUGAAUUCAAUUGUAAUUCGUUAACAGUUCUAAAAAUGAUAUGCUGUUGUGUUCAUAUAUUGCCCCUGAUAAUUCCCCCUCGACAAAAAAAGGAAAAAUAAAAUGAAAAAGAAAGGAACAAAGUGAGUAGCAGAUGCCCCCUCAUAAGGAGUGUAUAACUCACCAAGAAAUACACGAGAAACCUUGCUACACCCUCACAUCUGUUUUCUUCUUUCCUCCGAAUUGUCCAAGAUAUUCCAUGAAUCAUCCAUCACUCUAGACUAAGCUGAUACCAAUUAUGCAUGUUGGAAGUGUGUGCUUCCUAUGUGGUAGUUCAUAUCCUCAAGGGGAAUGUAAGCAAAACACGUGGCAUCUAAUAGACCUAAAUUUUAUCCAAAGCCUCAUAGGAAUUGAUGCAAUGGGAAGUGGAACGGUACAGAUGUUUAGAAACUCCAUGCAUUGAAUAUUCAGUUGAAAAAUUAAGUACAUUAUCUACGUCAUGGACUAGUUCUGAACACAAACUUUUAACUGGUAAUAUGGAUUUUACAUGACAUGUUUCACUUGUAAGUCAUCUGUGAUCAGAUGCCAAGUAUUAUCAGCAGUUGUGUUGAUAACAUCAAUAACACUAUGUUCAUGAGAAAGCGAAUUCAGAAGUAUGAAAAACUGUGCUUACUUGGUGCGCCUUAUUGUAGUCACCUAUUGAUUAAAUGACGCUCAUGCUAUAAUUUUAAUUUCAUUAAUGUUUUGCAGUUCCGCAUUUUGAGAAGAUGCUCUAUGAUCAAGCCCAACUUGCUAAUGUUUAUUUGGAUGCAUUCGCGAUUACAAAGGACACCUUUUAUUCUUCCAUGGCCCAGGAUAUUCUUGAUUAUGUCAGAAGAGAUAUGACCGGACCAGAUGGUGAAAUUUAUUCAGCUGAAGAUGCAGACAGUGCUGAAUACGAAGGUGCCACAAGAAAAAGAGAAGGAGCAUUCUAUGUUUGGACGAGUGAGGAGGUUUGUCCAGAAGAGAAAACGUCCUAAAAACUUUCCGGUUUUUUUUUUAAUAUCAAUAAUAUUAUGAGGAAGAGUAUAAAAUCUCUCGCUUAAAAUAAUCCAUUAUUUCAUCUAUCUUUCAAGUGUCAUAUUUUCAUUCAAAUACACCAUACAGAAGUACAGAGAGAGAUAAAUAAAGUCCAUUGUGUACCUAGUUGGUCAGUAUGAUUUGUAUUCAUAUGUGCAUUGUUUUUCAUAUUUGAUGUGCAGCGUUCGUCAUUGUUCACCUUGAGUGUCUAUACCAUGCGUAUAUUUCCAGAUCUCAAUGGACACAUAUUUGAGGCUAUUUGCCCAGCUCAUCUCCAGAACCAUAGCUCACGGAAUUAUUUGUCCGAGAUUCUUCUUUAAGGGAGAAUUUCAAAACCCUUCUCAGGCUAUAGAAAGAAAAUAGGAAAUCAAAUGGAUGUAAUUCUGGUGAUCUCGUCCAGACUGGCUGUUUCCAGGUCAGGUCUCAACCAGAGAAAGUGAUCAAUAGGUUGAAGGCAUUAUUCCAUUUAUUGGGAUUACUACAGCAUGAUAGCUCUUGGGAUCAUUUAUGGUUUAUUAUUCAUCUACACUUGGUAAAAGAAAAAGUGAUUGUCCUGGGCAAGGAUGACAGAUUUAGGAUUAGAUUGCCAGAUAAGGGGGAUUAAAUCCCAAUAUAUGUUCAUAUUUUAUAGAUACUGGAAAUGAUUGAAGAAUCUUCCUUUAAAAAACUUGCACUAGAAAGAUUAUCUUUGCUCAUAAUCAGCCCACAAGUCAUAAAACGAAAACAGAGGCUUCAAAAAUAUUUUCGAACCUACUGAAGCGACCAAACCAGACAUUUCUUACGUCGAUUGCUUAGCUGGAAUAAGUCUUCAUGGGUCCGAAAAUUCUUUCUUUUUUCGGGGACUCUGGUUCAAAUAUGGAAUAUCUGAUGAGCCUUCAGUACAUACACUAUAAGGGAUUGUUUUAAUGAAGACACCUAAGGGAUGGACAUUUGGUUGAAAGUCAUUGAAGGAUUUAAUUUUUUUUAAUCUCUCUUAUCAUCGAUACCCAUUUCAUUCCUUUAGAAAGACAAGUUUAAUUACUAGAUAUUUUCUGACAAAGUUACUUCUUUUUUUUUUUCGUCUUUUGUGGAUAUUCGGCUCCAUGUUUCUUAAUAUUGUUUUUCCUGUAUGUUUCUUAGACUCUGCCCAAAAGGUUAUGAAAGGACUUAUGUAUGGCCCCAUUGUUCAAGUAAAGGUGGGAUUGUUGCUUGCUUGGCAAACACAUUCGAAUGUAGCUGCGAUGAAAAUGGGAAUUUAUAAUGACCAAAGAAGAAGAAAACUGGUUUUCGAAAUUUUUCUUAAUGGUGUUCUUGUCAAACGAGCAUUGAAUAUGGAUGGUAGAUAUAACAUGUAAAGUAUAUACCACUAAUUGUGGAUCGUCCUGCUUUCCUUAAGGUUGACAAGACUGUUGGAGAUGUGUCAGAUCUUUUCAAUGACCAUUAUUAUGUCAAAGAUUCAGGAAAUUGUGAUCUCUCCAGAAAGAGUGAUCCUCACAAUGAAUUCAAAGGAAAAAAUGUUCUGAUAGAGAGAGAGGAUAUAUCUUCGAGAGCGUCAAAAAUGGGCAUGUCUGUGGAUGAGUAUGCAGCUAUUCUUGGGACAUCUAGGAAAAAACUUUUUGAUGCACGUUUAACAAGACCGAAGCCACAUUUAGAUGACAAGGUAUCCAUUUACUACGUUCAAUAAAUUCUGAAACUCUGUACCCUUUUCUUAAUUUUCAAGCUUUUUAUGAUUCUUUAGGUUAUUGUUUCAUGGAAUGGACUGGCAAUAUCAUCUUUUGCAAGAGCUUCAAAAAUUAUAAAUAAUGAGGCUAUAGAAGCUAAAUUUUACUUCCCCGUCGUUGGCUGCAAUGUAAGUCAUGUACUUUCUAUGUUAAAGAUAUUCUUUCAUUUCUAGUCAUCUAUAUGAUUGGUGGUCUGUUGAGUCAAAUUCUAAAUGACAUGAACUUAAGUGGAACAUUAAUUUCAAGGUGCACAUAAAUUCAACCAAAUGUAAUUUGAAAUGUUUGAGUUAAUUUAUUGAUCUGCGAAUAUUUAAGCCAUUUAAUUACAAAUAAUGAACUUGGAUAGAGUUUAGUGAUUCUUUCAUCGGCUGGUUCAUGUCAAAGCCAAGUCAUGGGAUAAUCCUCAGCCCUAAGUCAUAAAUACACGUUGCAUGAAAAUUCUGUUAAUUUAUUCCCCUGUUCGUUGGCUUAUAAAGAUUAAUUAUCCAUCUAUUUCGAAAAAUCAACACAAGCAUAUUCCGACCAUGGAUCGGGUAUUUUAGAAGUUCUUCCUCCAUGUUGUGUAAUAAGAACUUAACUUAGUCCUAUUCCUUCCAAGAACCCUCUUCUCACUGGCUACUUUUUCCUUAAACUAGUGAAAUUUGUUUCGAAUCAGCCAACAUGUGACAGAUUCUCAUACAUUUUUCAAAUUUGGGGCAGUUUAGACAUUCUUUGCUCCAACAUAUGAAUUUCUAUGUUGUAGAGAGUUCUUGGAGGAAAUAAAACUUAGUAGUCUUAAGAAGUCUUAUUAAGGUGAUCUCAAGAUGCUUGUGCAGCGAAUUUCAGUACCAAGUUUUCAGAUGACUCCUGAAUAUAACCUUGGUUUAAAUGCUCUAUCCAUUGAGUGUUAAGCUUGUCUAUCAGAAAUGUCUCAAAUGAAUCAUUGAAUCAUGCUUGGAUCUUCUAGUCCAUUGUAGUUAUGUCAUUAUUAACUUCGUCCUCCUGAGGAGUUGCACUAUACGCAUAACUCUUUCUUUUUUUUUUCCCAGUAAGUCGUCAUCCUUAGCCCUUUUCUACAGUGUUUUUCCUGUAAACUUAGCAAGAAAAUAUGGGGAGGUUCAAAACUUGCGAGCUCUGAAGGGUCUGAGCUCCAAUCAUCAUAGUCUUUGUGAAGUGAAGUCCGGUUCUCAUCAAGAACUUUGCCCAUGCUGGAUCUUGACUGCUAUAACACUUAACAUAUUUUGCAAAGGUUCAGCACCCAUAGCUACACAUCCGCCAUACCCUUGGCUCAAGUGCAGAGUCAUUUGAAUCGACAUAAAAUUGAAGCUUUCCUUUGACUAGAUUAAUUUUAUCAGAAAUAAUGUAAGAGGUUGAAGAAUGAGCUCAUAUUGGUCAGCCUGCGUGGAAAUUGGUCUUCUGGGUUUGUGUUCCAGAAACAAUCACCAUUAACUAAAAAUAGACCUUCCCUCCAGGGUUUAGGUUUGUUUCAUGCUAUUUAUACUGAGAAUCACUAACCAAGAAAACUACAUUUGAAAGUCAAACUUUCCAAUAUUCCUGCAAUCUACCAUGUGGACUCCAUCUGAGAACUUGAUUGACUUCUGGGUCUUCAUUCUGUGCAUGUUGUGCUUCUUCUGUUCACAGCCAAGCGAGUACCUGGAAGUUGCAGAGAAGGCAUCAGCUUUCAUCAGGACUCAUCUCUACGACGAGCACUCUCACAGACUGACUCACAGCUUCCGAAAUGGCCCAUCAAAAGCUCCAGGCUUUCUGGACGAUUAUGCCUUUCUGAUAGCAGGGUUGCUGGAUCUAUACGAAUUUGGUGGCGCAAUCAAGUGGCUUAAGUGGGCUGUUGAUCUGCAGGCUACUCAGGCAUGCAGAUGGGCACAUUUCUCUCCGCAUCAAGAUCAUUCUGUACCAGUCUUUUUCGCCUCUGUGAGUCUCACUGUUCUUGAUAUCCCAUGGUUUUCCAGGACGAGCUGUUCCUCGACGCAAUAGGGGGAGGAUACUUCAACACUCCGGGAGAAGACCCUUCUGUCCUUCUACGAGUUAAAGAAGAUUACGAUGGUUCAGAGCCUUCCGGAAACUCUGUAUCAGCGAUAAAUCUCAUAAGACUGUCCUCCAUGUUCUCGAAUGGCAGAUCUGAUGAUUACCAUAAAAAAGCAGAGCACCUCAUGGUUUGUUCGACCUUGCAAAGCCAUAUAAUGUCACUGAUUUUAUUGUCACACCCAUCAAUGCUUGGAUUCAUGAUUCCUACUCCAUAAUCUGUAUCCUUUUUUUCUUCUUUUUUUUCUUGCAGGCGGUGUUUGAAUCUAGACUGAGAGAGCAGAGUGUAGCAGUCCCACUGAUGUGCUGCGCUGCAGACAUGCUGGCUGUUUCGUCCAGGAAACAGGUGGUGAUAGUUGGCAACAAGGCUUCCCCAGAAUUCAAUGGCAUGGUCUCCACUGUUUACUCGUCAUAUGAUCCUAACAGGAGGGUGAGCAGUACUCUUCUAAUUGAGUGGAGUUGAUCACUUGAUGAUCUUACUUCUUUUUUUCCCUCCCUCCGUCUUGUAAUCUCACAUUCAGAUCACCCAACCCUUCGUUCUUCAUCUCCCUUUCCACCUUAUAAAGUCUUGAGAAGCUCCAUUCAGAUCACCCAAUCCUUCAUUCUAUUUCCCCCAUCUCUUCAGAUCUCUUGAGUAGCUUGAAUCAGACCUCGUGAUCCUCUUUGUUGAAUCUCUUCAGAAGCAUGAAUUAGAUCCACAUACUCCUCUUUCUUCCUCUUCUCCCGCUUGCAAUCCAUUGAGAACCAUGACUCAGACCACCAGAUCCUCUUUCUCACUCUAUUCUCUCCUGAAAUCUCUUAAGAAGCACUCAAUCCUCUCUUUCUCGUUUCUCUCUAAAAAUUUCUUUACUAGUUCGAAUCAGAUACUAAUUCCUCUUUCUUUUACUCAUGCUCCUCAAUUGCAGGUCAUCCAGAUUGACCCCAGCAAAGAAGAAGAAAUGGAAUUCUGGCAAGAAGGCAACCUGAGUAUCGCUGCCAUGGCCAGGAACAGCCUGCUCCACCAGACCACAGUGGCUCAUGUCUGUGAAAACUUUGUCUGCAGAGCACCCGUCACCUCCCUUCAAGCUCUCUACACUCUGCUGAACAAAACUCCCACCGGAGCAUAG
Spirodela intermedia is the source of this 9762-nucleotide messenger RNA. NCBI's taxonomy places the organism in Eukaryota, Viridiplantae, Streptophyta, Magnoliopsida, Alismatales, Araceae. The record is from the annotation of a GenBank genome assembly.